This is a messenger RNA of Meloidogyne enterolobii, 818 nucleotides long. Lineage: Eukaryota; Metazoa; Nematoda; Chromadorea; Rhabditida; Meloidogynidae. The record is from the annotation of a GenBank genome assembly.
UUUUAGAUUUAAUUUCUUUUCCAGAAUUAUCCUUAUUUCAAAAAGAAAUGUCUUCUUCUUCUUAUAUAUUAUUUGAUAACAGCAGUGGAAGUUCUAAUUCUUUACAUGAAAGUGUUGAACUUCGAUCGAGAUCUAAAAAUCAACAUUCUUCAAAUACAGCAACAGAUCCUUGGCGUCAAGAAUCUCCACAUUCAAAUGGUUCUUCUCGUCUUCAAUUAUUAGAACAUAAUGUUAAAAAUGGAGAAAGUUUAAUGCAAAUAUCUUUACUUUAUUCUGUUCCGGUAUCAGAAAUUAAACGUGUAAAUAAUAUAGUUGCUGAUCAAGAAAUAUAUGCAUUUCCAGUAAUUAAAGUUCCCUUAAGCCGAACAUAUUUAUUAAAAAGACAAUUAAUCGAGCAACAACAAAGUAACCAAUUAAUUGAAAUUGAAGGGGAAAAACAAAAUAUUUCUUCAGAAAUUGGAAAUGGACAAAUUUUGAAUUUAAAUUUACAAAAUGAAAAUUUAAUGGACUCUAUUCCACUUAAAUCUUCACAAAAUUCUUUAAAUGGAUCAGAAAAUAGCCAAAAUUCACCAAAAUAUGCCCGCCAAACAAUUGAAGGAAUUUUAGACGAAGCUGAUAAAACAGUUGCAGCUAUUAGACAAAAUUUGCCUUCUCCCUCACUUGAAGGGGGACAAUUCCAUUUUGUUGAUGCUGGAGUUCCUGAUAAUUCUUCAAAUAUGUGGAUAAUAUUAAUAAUUGUAAUUGUUAUUUUUGUAUUACUUCCAUUGGGACUAACUUUACUUGAAGAAGCUGGGGAAUUAGGUGAAGAACGUCAAUAA